Messenger RNA from Nematolebias whitei (Rio pearlfish), 4709 nucleotides. It is a transcript of the gene mrtfab, whose product is annotated as myocardin related transcription factor Ab. The transcript is spliced from 20 exons. Gene Ontology annotation, biological process: smooth muscle cell differentiation. The record is from RefSeq and is a predicted model, not a curated record. NCBI's taxonomy places the organism in Eukaryota, Metazoa, Chordata, Actinopteri, Cyprinodontiformes, Rivulidae. Bases 212 to 3979 code for a protein of 1255 amino acids.
UAACCUGGUGGGAACGAUGUCGUGAAGGAAGUGGGCUGCCGCGUCCCACACGUCGGAGGCGUUUCCGGUCAAAGUUUCCUUUGUGAUUCUGAAGUGGCAGCGGGAUGUAGGAGCGUCCAUCCUCGGACACAACAUAUAAUUGGCAACAGUGAUACAUCUGACAUGGCAGCUCUCCCCUUAAGCGUGUGGUAACUCUGGUCACUCUGUUACCAUGGCAGCAGUUGACUUACUCAAGGUGAACGAGCCAAACCCCAGCACUAUGAAAGUUAGUGGGUGCUCUGGCUCAGCCCCGAGCCCUCAGAGCGAGGCGGUGACCAACGAGCUUCAGGAACUCUCACUUCAGCCAGCUCCAAACGUUCUGCCUCUGCAGGAGCGCAAGAAUGUCCUCCAGCUCAAGCUUCAGCAGAGACGCACACGAGAGGAGCUCGUCAGUCAAGGGAUCAUGCCACCUCUGAAGAGCCCUGCAGCUUUUCACGAACAGCGGAAGAGUCUGGAGCGAGCGAGGACUGAGGACUACCUCAAGAGGAAGAUCCGGUGUCGUCCGGAGCGCUCUGAGCUGGUCAGGAUGCACAUUCUAGAGGAGACGUCUGCAGAGCCAUCUCUGCAGGCCAAGCAGCUGAAGCUGAAAAGAGCACGACUGGCUGACGACCUCAACGACAAGAUCUCUCACAGACCAGGUCCAAUCGAACUGGUCCACAAGAACAUCCUGUCUGUCAGCUGCUCUCUGCAGCACUCACCUCUGGACUCCCCAAAAGGAGCUGGGGGGGAGAGCUCAUCUCUGGAUGAGGACAGCAGCGAUGCUCUGUCACCUGAACAGCUGACCAAUCAUGACUCCCCCCUGAAUGCCGUUGCUCACCUUUCCCCCUCCGAUGGGCUCACCCACAACGGAGACAUCUCCCCCACGCAGUUUCUUACACAGCUCCCUCCUCCUCGUCCUCCUCCACCACCUCCUCUGGUGAACUUGUCUGAAUCCUCUUCCCUCCCAAAAAUACCCAGUGGGACAUCUCUGGCCUCUGCUUCCCCCCGCCCCUCCUCCGGACACAUCAAGUCUCAGUCUAAGACGAGUUCAGACCGCCCCCCACAGAGACCUAAGAAACUAAAGGACAACAAGCCCAAGGUGAAAAAGCUCAAGUACCAUCAAUACAUCCCUCCAGACCAGAAGGCCGACAAGGAGCGACCGCCUCAGAUGGAUUCAUCCUACGCCAAGCUGCUCCAUCAGCAGCAGCUCUUCUUGCAGCUGCAGAUCCUCAGUCAGCAGCAGCAGCACUAUAACUACCACACGAUCCUGCCCGCCCCGCCCAAGCCACAAACUGAGAAGACUCCCACCACCAGCUCGGGCCCCUCCCCCUCUCGCAGUGCUCACACCACAACCACCACACUCCCCUCUGGUCAGAGCUCCACUGCUCGUCAGAACCAGUCUGCAGUGAGCGGAGCCAAACCAGCAACUCUGCCGGCCAAUCUGGACGAGUUCAAAGUUGCUGAGCUGAAACAAGAGCUGAAACUGCGAGGGUUGACAGUCUCCGGCACUAAGAAUGAUCUCCUCGAUAGGCUCCGGAACUACCAGGAACAAAACGGUGGCAGCUCAGUUCUGAAGAUGGGACUGUCCCAGUCCAGCCAGCAGGGCUCCACUUCAGCUGCCAGCCUCAACACACUGUCUCCAAACGCCUCUUUCACAUCUGAACAGCUGUCGACAGACGGUGGGCUCAAGUUAGCUCUGUCCUCAUUAGCUCGGGCGGUUCCAGGACGGGUCAUGAGAUUUGGCAGCACCAGCUCCAGUCCUCCUGUGUCACCCACUCCAUCCGAGCGGUCAUUGGCCGGGCUGAGUCCAGACGAGGCGAGUUGUAACGGAGACAUGUUUGGGGAGAUGGUGAGUUCUCCCCUCACCCAGCUGACCCUUCAUCCCUCUCCUCAGCACCCAUCACACCUGGCUUCGCUCUCUCAGCCCUUCUCUGUAGUUAAAGAAGAGAUCCAGAGCUCCUGCAGCCUGUCUAGGUCUACAUCUGGAUCUUUGCAGUCCAAAGAAUCCCUGUCUGGAGACGCCAUGGACACGUCAUCCAUGGACAAAGACCAGAUGCUCCAGGAGAAGGACAAACAAAUUGAAGAGUUGACCAGGAUGCUGAGGCAGAAGCAGCAGCUGGUGGAGACCCUGAGGUCUCAGCUGGAGCAAGGCAAGGUGGCUGCAGGUGUAGUAGUGAAGAAGGAAGGAAAAGAGCCAAGCAGACCAUCGCCUGAGGUUAAACUCCAGCCUCUGAUAAAAGCUUCAGACAUUCAGCCCCCCAUGCUCACUAAUGGCAUGGUGCUGACGGUGAAGGAGGAAGUGGAGCCCAAGAAAGAGAUGGAGGAAGUAACAAAGGAGACUGGAGGGAAGACGCCCAGCCAGCCAAUGCAGUGCUCUCAGGAGACUCUGCUGAGGCUGCAGCAGAUCCACCGGCUACAGCUGCAAGCCGAGCACCAGAAACAGCAGCAGCAGAGUCCGGUGCAGCUGCAGAGAAGCCCCGAGGCUAAAGUCGGCUCCCCACGACGACAACAAGACCAGAAAAAGGAGGCCCAGAUCCUCCUCCAGCAGCAGCAGCAGCUGCAGCAGCUCAUCAUCCAGCAAACCCAGCAGAAACUCUCACAGCACAAGCGGCUGCAGCUAAACCAGCUGAAACUAAGCCAGCAGGAGGCUCAAGCUCAGCAGAAGAACCAGGUUCAGCCGAAGCAGGCUCAGAACCAGAGGUCCACACUCAGCCACAGCCAGCAGAGGAAGCAGCAGAGGACUCAGCAGAGGCAGCAGCAGAAACAGACUGCAGCAGGCUCCUUUCAACUGGUGACUCCAGUCACCAUCGACCAACACAACAGCACUUCACUUCACACUCGGGCCAUUUCAUUAGACCUCAAGGCAAACGGCACCCCCACACUGGUCACAGACAACAACGGCAACCACUACUUGAUUGCUCUGACCAGUCACGCUGCAGAUAGACCCAAUGGAGUGACCUCAUUCUCUAAACUCAACGGACGCAUCACACUGCAGAGAUUACUGUCCACUCCAAGUAAACUCCCGAGCACCGAGGACAAGUCCAAAGAGCAGCCAGAGGCCGAGCCUUUGAGCCAACCAGAGAGGAAGGGACAGAAGGCUGAGCUGCAGCUGGACACCAGUGGCGUCCCAGUACCAAGUCUGUCCCACACCGCUCCACCUAACCUGCAGCCUUUCUUUGACGACAUGUCAGACACUGACAGUCAAACCAUCCUGAUGUCAUCUCUCAAGAGAGAGGAAGUGUGUCCUCCUUACGACCGGCACACACUCUUCACCCCUCCCUCUCCUAAACCCAACAUUUCCUUCCCUCCUCAGCGCUCCAAAGAAAACGGUGUGAACAACCAGCAGAUGGAUGAUCUAUUUGACAUCCUGCUCAGGAGUGGAGAAAUCCCUGGUUUCAAAGCCACCCCUGACCCCUCCCUCACCCCUCUACACUCUGACCCACACUCACCGUCUUCUGCCCCGUCCCCACUCCACCUGUCCUCUCCCACCCCCACAGAACCGCUGGUCUCCUCCCAGCAUUCUGCCAGAGAACCCUGCAGGGGCAGUGGGCGUCUGGAGGACUUCCUGGAGAGCACCACGGGCACGCCACUGCUGGGCAUGGAGCCUGACGGUGGCCUGACGCUGAUCGAUGACCUCCACAGCCAGAUGCUGAGCACCCCCAGCAUCCUGGACCAUCCUCCCUCCCCCAUGGACACAUCUGACCUGGGCUUCUCCCCUCCCUCUGCGGGGCUGGACUUUGGCGUCCCCUCCUUGGACAGCAUGGACUGGCUUGAUAUUUCCAUGGGGACUGAAGGUGUUGGCAGUGAGAGCGGCGGAGGCAGGAGGGGAGGAAGCAUAGCUGGUGAACGAGAUGGAGGGACGAGUUUAGCCCCGCUGGCGCCGCACACCCCCCCGAGUGUGUUCUCAGCUGAUUUCCUGGACAGCACAGAUCUGCAGCUGCACUGGGAGUCGUGCCUGUAGCUGCAGACGAACCUGUUGUCACUCACUGUGUACAGGCUUCGGCUUUACUUCAUACACUUUUACAUGCUGUCUACCACUGCAGGGGCACUGACACACACACACACACACACAAAUAAUUAGCUUCUGUUCAUGUCUGCAGCUGAGGGGACGUAAGCAACAAAAACACUGCAGCUGGUGAAGCUUUGUGUUGUGAUUCUGCAGGGCUUCGAGCAGCAGGUGAAUCAAACCCUCUUCUUGUGCCUGGACCUGCACUGAACAAUCAGAACCAGGACCGAUCCAGAAGAGGGGCUCAGGCUCUCUAAUAUGACCGUGUGUGUCAGUGCCUCCCAAACUUUGCACUUAUUGCUGAAUCUGAUUGGCUUGAAGGAGAUGAUGAGAUCAGCAGCUGAAUCUUAGACUGGUUGUGUUCUGAUGAUCCCACUGAUGAGAUGGAAAUAAAGGCAGCCUGAAGCCCACCUCACCAGUCAACAAUGGUCACUGCUGUAGAAAUGAACCAUAUCAGCAGCAAUGGUUUGAAAUGACGCCUCCUUGGAGGCUGUGUAUUUUUGCUAACAUGACGGUAAACCACUAUGUAUUGCUGUAUAUGGGGUGUAUAUUAUCAACUGUCCAUAAGACUUAUUUUUUCUUUGCUGAUUGCUUUAGCGUGGAGCUACCCGGCUGAGGGGCCUGAAGUGGGGCCGGGGCUUCUAAAACAUCUGGUCCUUUUUAAAAAAAAUAAAAAUACAAUAAA